AUGGCCAACACUGUCAUCCACAACCAUGACGAGGAGCAGAACGCAGGCACAAUGGAGCUUAAAGAAAACACGGUAAUUAUCGUCCUCGGUGCGUCGGGUGAUUUGGCGAAGAAGAAGACGUUCCCCGCCCUGUUUGGCUUGUUCCGAAACGGUUUCCUGCCAAAGGAUGUCAAGAUUGUCGGAUACGCGCGGACGAAGAUGGAGCGCGACGAAUACCUGAAGCGGGUCAAGUCUCACAUCAAGACGCCCACCAAAGAGAUUGAGCAGCAGCUUGAAGAGUUUGUCAAGUUCACAACCUAUGUCAGCGGUCAGUACGACAAGGACGAGAGCUUCCAGGACCUGGAGAAGCAUCUGCAAGAGCUGGAAAAGAAGCACAAGGAGAACAACCGGGUGUUUUACAUGGCUCUGCCGCCAUCGGUCUUCAUCCCCGUGUCUGAGCACUUGAAGAAGAACAACUACCCCAAGAAGGGCAUUGCCCGCGUCAUCAUCGAGAAGCCCUUUGGUAAGGACCUGGCCUCUUCUCGCCAGCUGGACCAGGCUCUGCGACCCAACUGGAAGGAGGAGGAAAUCUUCCGCAUCGAUCACUACCUGGGCAAGGAGAUGGUCAAGAACAUCCUCAUCCUGCGAUUUGGAAACGAAUUCUUCGGCGCCACCUGGAACCGCAACCACAUCGAUAACGUGCAAAUCACCUUCAAGGAGCCAUUCGGCACUGAGGGACGCGGAGGCUACUUUGACGAGUUCGGUAUCGUUCGUGAUGUAAUGCAGAACCAUCUGCUCCAGAUUCUCACUCUGCUCGCUAUGGAGCGUCCCAUCUCCUUCAGCGCAGAGGAUAUUAGAAAUGAAAAGGUGCGCGUGCUGCGUGGCAUGCCCAGCAUUGAGCCCAAGGAUGUCAUCAUCGGUCAGUACGAGAAGUCGCUCGACGGCUCGAAGCCUGGCUACAAGGAGGACGACACCGUUCCCAAAGAGUCGCGAUGCCCCACCUUUGCUUCAAUGGUCGCAUACAUCAAGAACGAGCGCUGGGACGGCGUUCCAUUMAUUCUCAAGGCAGGCAAGGCUCUCAACGAGCAGAAGACCGAGGUUCGCAUCCAAUUCAAGGAUGUGACAUCCGGUAUCUUCAAAGACAUCCCCCGCAAUGAGUUGGUCAUCCGUGUGCAGCCUAACGAGAGUGUCUACAUCAAGAUGAACUCGAAGCUCCCAGGACUGAGUAUGCAGACCGUCGUCACCGAGCUCGAUCUGACGUAUAGAAGACGUUUCUCCGACCUCAAGAUCCCGGAGGCGUACGAGAGUCUGAUCUUGGACUCGCUCAAGGGCGAUCACUCCAACUUCGUGCGUGACGACGAGCUCGAUGCCUCGUGGCGCAUCUUCACGCCACUUCUCCACUACUUGGACGAGAACAAAGAGAUCAUCCCAAUGGGAUACCCAUACGGAUCGCGUGGCCCCGCUGUGCUCGACGACUUCACUUCGUCCUACGGUUACAAGUUCUCCGAUGCUGCAGGGUACCAAUGGCCACAAACCGAAGCAAACAAACUCUGA
Messenger RNA from Ramularia collo-cygni, 1533 nucleotides. RefSeq names its product probable glucose-6-phosphate 1-dehydrogenase. The record is from RefSeq and is a predicted model, not a curated record. The transcript is spliced from 3 exons. Bases 1 to 1533 code for a protein of 510 amino acids. Gene Ontology annotation, biological process: glucose metabolic process; pentose-phosphate shunt, oxidative branch. Gene Ontology annotation, cellular component: cytosol. Lineage: Eukaryota; Fungi; Ascomycota; Dothideomycetes; Mycosphaerellales; Mycosphaerellaceae. Gene Ontology annotation, molecular function: NADP binding; glucose-6-phosphate dehydrogenase activity.